AUGGAUGGAUAUGGACAUGCUGGACCCAAGGAUGUGGCCUGUGAUGUCUGCACUGGGAAAAAACUAAAAGCCCUCAAGUCUUGUCUGGUCUGUCUGGUCUCUUACUGUGAGAAACACCUCCAUCCAGAAGUGGAUGUUUUACUGUCAGAGCCUCAGCUCAAGACCAGAGCUGACUUCUUAAAAUAUUCAUGUGAAAUCACACUGGACCCAAACACGGCACACACACAGCUGUUAUUUUUUGAGGGGAACAGAAAAGCAUCAAGAAUGAAACAGCAUCAGUCUUAUAGUAGUCACCCAAACAGAUUCACUCAUUGGCCUCAGGCAAUGAGUAGGCAGAGUCUGACUGGAUGUUGUUACUGGGAGGUGGAGUGGAGAGGGAAAGGAGUUUGUGUGACAGUCGCAUACAACAAUAUCAGCAGAGCAGAGGGGUCAGAUGAAUGUAGAUUUGGAUUCAAUGACAAAUCUUGGUCGUUAUGUUGUUACCCAGACUGGUACGAGUUUUAUUACAAUAGUAUCAGAACUCCUGUCUCAGGUCCUCUGUCCUCCAAGGUAGGCGUGUACCUGGAUCACAGUGCAGGUAUUCUGUCCUUCUACAGCAUCUCUGAAACCAUGACUCUCCUCCACAGAGUCCAGACCACCUUCACUCAGCCCCUCCAUGCUGGACUUUGUCUUUGCUAUAAAACCACCGCUGAGUUGUGUAAAUUGAAAUAGACAUAAGUCAUUUAAAGGGCAGUGGGUUAAAUUCUUUAACUCUUCAACUUAUUUUAUCUUUAUGUCUGUUGCUAAGAAUUGAAUGUUGUGGUAUCUCUUCACUGCACUGAGAUCAGCUGUCAGUCAAACAUUCUGGAUGAUGCUUUGACAUCUUCUCACUUGUUGUUCUCUAAAUGCCUGAGCUUGUUUUAGUGGUCUGUUUGGAGGCUCUCACAGCUUAUCACCUGAAGUGAUGAAAAUCUAAAUGUGUCUGAGCUCUAAGCUGACCGUCACUUACAAAUAGCUACGAAAGGCCAUUUAGUAAAAUGAAAAAGAACCAAGAAUAUUGCAGUCUUGACAUUAAGUCAAAAUUAUGUCUGACUUUUUUGAUUUAAAGCAAGAUUUUUUUUAUCAUUUAUUAAUGUUUUAUCUUUAUUUAUGUUUACAUUCCUUUGUUUGACAGGCCGAAAGAUGUUUUUGCUGUCCAAAUUGAAGUCCAAAUGAGGUGUUCUAAAAGUGUAAUUACCCCCGAUAAUAAUCAAUAAGGAGGACAUUAAUUACGUCCUUGU
This is a messenger RNA of Scatophagus argus, 1259 nucleotides long. RefSeq names its product tripartite motif-containing protein 16-like. Lineage: Eukaryota; Metazoa; Chordata; Actinopteri; Scatophagidae. The record is from RefSeq and is a predicted model, not a curated record. Gene Ontology annotation, molecular function: protein binding. The coding region runs from base 1 to 711 and encodes 236 amino acids. The transcript has 2 exons.